UGUUAUGGUUAGCGUAAAUAUGCUUAGAUAAGCAAACAAUAAAAGGAAGUGUAAGAAAUUGUUAAAAUAAGAAAAUACUUAGUUGGUGUAGAAAAAAAUGCAUCAUGCAGUCAGGUCCAUCUUCUGCAUCACAAAAGCUCAGCGGCGGUCCUUACGUGUGUUUAUCCUCUCACUGUGAGGCAUUAAAUUUAAUUGGGGAUCAGGUUCACCCCUAUGCUUGUAUUAGCUCUCAAACCAUUCUAGGUCGUGCGGUUUCUUCCGCACGCUUCACCACACCACUACCCGCCUUUAUCUACGAAGCAUUAUUUACACCGGAAGGUGGUAAUAAUAAGAAAGACCCUAAUCAGUUGGAAGAAGGAGCAAAUAAAACAGGGGGAAUGAUGAGUGAUCUAAAUCAUACAAAGAUUCAUCCACAUACGGAUUCAUCUAAAGUAAUAAAAACUUCAACGCAUCCUGAAACCCUGAAUGAUUAUGUUGAGAGACCGUUCAUGAGUACUGAAACCGUAGAUUUAUCAGGGUACUCCCUCUUUCCAACUCCACCACCGACUCAAACGAAUUUUUCAGAAGACUUACGCACUAUUCUUCUCGCCUUCGAGCAGGAUUUCGGUAUCCCACCGUAUUGGUCCGCCCACCACUUUUCAAACAAAAAAAUUCAACCUGAAGAGAAAAACCUCCUCCAUAAUCGCAUGGAAGAUAACACUUUUACGCCUUCCAACAUUAACCCAACACAUCUAAAUCCCGCAUCAGCUAAAUCGCCGCCUUCCACAUUGGUGUCGAACUUUACGAGCAAUAAGAUAAACAAAGAGCAAGGACUAGAUAGUGAAACCUCAGACCCUCUCUUUAAUAUAUCUAAUAAUAACGGACAGUUGAUUCUUCAUACCCUCGCGCAGGCACUUUUAAUCCUGCAGCUCCCUGGCCGCAGUCCAGUAGCCUCCUUCCAGAUUCAUCAAUAUCGCCCGUGUUAUAUUUACUCUGAAAAAAGCAGCAGCCUUUUAAACAGAAAUGCGUUUUAUCAUGACAUACACUUCUCCAUUCGACCUCGUAAUAACACUGGUAACACCACAACUACAAACAGCAUCGUCAACUUCUCCGAUCACCAUUUUGUGUUUAACACAGGGAUGGAAGUGAGGACUAAUGGGAUAGAAAAAAAUGUGGAUGGCUCCUCAGUCGAUUUCAGCGCCACUUCUGAGCGUAAGCGCGUUAAGACAGAGGCAAAGGGAAGUGUGGAAGGCUGUAAAAAUACGUUAUUUUGCAAAGGCGAGCCGUUCAUCUCCCUUCGCUGCAUUAAUGCCUUUCCUACUUCUCUAAACGGCGGCUGUUGGUUUGCAGGGAUUUCCGCACCUCAGGCGGAAAAUAUUUUUAAACACACAGCGAACUUCUUUGGCAAACAGCAAAAAUCUUCUCAAAAUUCAUCCCAAGAAAAGCUACGUGCGGCAAUGAACUUAGAAUUCAUUAUAACUGACACCCUGAUUCCUCUUUUUUUUCCAAUGUGUUUGAAAAGUUAUGAAAGUCCAAUCGAUAUACCCCUUUCUCAGGAAGGGAAAUCAGACUUUACAAGUAGUCAUUCAGCUACCUCUAUGGAUCCGAAGCAUCGUGUUAGCUUUGCGCAGAAACUCUCCUUCGAAUUUCUUAGGUGCCUCGUGCACUUAUCGUGGUGUAUGGAUGUUGUGAAAGUCGUUGAGCGAGCCUCUCAUUCUAAGAAUGAUCGGUGUGAUGUACAAGGUAUGGUUUUGUUCAUCCUACCAGAUACUAUAAAUGUCGAGCAAGCUGGUGAACCAUGGUGCUCUAUUCUUUUCCUUGUAAAGCCGAAGAGGAAUAAAAUGAUAAAAUCGUCUGGUGUAACACCAGAAAAGGGAAACAGUUCAGCUCGUCCGUAUGACUUUUCAGGAGUGUCUGAAAAAGAAGGUCUGAUUGAAUAUUCACUAGAAGAAAUACCUUGCCUUUUGGGAAGUGUUAAGAAAUGCUUGACAGGGUUUACCGCUCUUGACGACGGUGGCAUUGAUGGGAUUGUUAUCCGCGCCACUGGCUGUGGUGGGGAGAGCGGCCAACUGGAGUGGAAAGCCUUUGGGGAUCCGUUCAAUGCGAAAAAAAUGAAGAAAGGUGGUGUAUUAACCGGCAAGUUGAAAGAUUUCUGUCAGUUUAUUGAAGAAUCCUAA
Molecule: messenger RNA, 2156 nt
Organism: Phytomonas sp. Hart1
Lineage: Eukaryota; Euglenozoa; Kinetoplastea; Trypanosomatida; Trypanosomatidae
Source: the annotation of a GenBank genome assembly